AUGGACGGGUUCGCGCAUCGAAGUCAGAAUAGCUUCGAAGCCAUCAGGCCACUUGCGCCCAAGGGUUCGUCACUUGUCGACGGAUACAGAAGAGACAGCCUGAAUGGCUUCGAGAAGGCGACACCGCGGUCUAAUCUGGAACGGGCCCAGACUUCCACUGCCGUCAACCUCAAAGAUUCUGUUCAAGUACAUCUUCUCACCGAGACUGCCCUAUUUGACAGCAAAGGGUACGAAAUCCUUUCGCAGGAGGAAGUUGACGACCUCAAGAAACAAUGCCAAAUCUUGAACCAGAGGAUUGAGCAGGUUCGAUCGAAUCUCGCAAUUCAAUCCAAGUAUCGAGAUGCUGCUGUCUCCAUGUCCAGACUUUACUCUCCUACGAACGGGAAGAGGAGGAGCAUAUUGGGUAACCGUGGCAGCGAAGGAAGUGAUGCCGCGCGCGAAGCCGAGGCCGAGCGCGAUGCGACCCAGAGGAAAUGCGAGGACCUAACUUCAGAGUUAUGGCACCUCGAGAAACGUGUUGUUGAGCCACAGCGGAGGCUUCUUGAACACACGGCAGGAAUACUACAACAUCAUCACAUGGCAAACAAGAAGAAGGCUACAUCGACUCCCAAAGUCCCUCUUGUCAACGGUGUUCCCGCUAGUCCCGAGAGCAUGUACACCACCACCAAUGGACGCAACAGCCUGGACUUCCUCGAUGAUGGGUUCGUGUUCGACGAAGCCAGUCUCUAUCGGUCUUUCGAUACUACGGAAAUCAUGAACGCUCGGAAUACGAUCGAGAUACCCCUAAAAUCCCCCAAUCGUGAGCACGGCAAGCAAAUGGCUGAAGAGAGUGAGAAAUUGCGCGAAGAGAACGAACAACUCAAAGCCCAGGCUGAGUCGUUGCUUGCCGAGAUCAACGAUCUAAGAGGCCAAGAAUCAGACCAGUUCAGGUUGAUAUCAGACACAGAACGGAAACUGGAACGAUUCAACAGUCAACUACGCGAGGUCAUUGUACAGGCAGACCCAGCGAAGAAUAUCAACUACCAGGCUGCCCCCUCUGGGCAGCGUGAGCCCGGAGAUAUGAUCGGCAGCCACCUAGAUUAUCUCGGGAACGGUUUGAUCGCCAUUGGCGACAGCCGAGCAAACAACUCGGAAGCCGCUGGAAAGAUACAGGCACUUAACGCCCAGAUCCAGGACGUCCUCAUGAAUGUCGACCCUAGCCACCCCUCGCCGCCCGAUACAUCACUGGGCGUUGACGAGCAGCUUGCGUAUCUGCAAGACUCUCUACGCAUAGUGGAGGAUGAACUGCAACGAGCAGCCGACACGACAAGCUCGAACUCUGCCGAUAGACAGAACACUGAACAGUCUGAAGUAAUUCUCAUGGGACUGUGGGAUAUUAUCCAAUCGGGUUAUGCAGACAUUCGGCAACGGAAGCAGGAACGGAGGAAGCAUCGGAUGGACAGAGGAUUGGAGGUGGACGAGGAAGACAUGUCUGAUGGCGAAUCUUUCGACACUGAUGAGCCUUACUCGCUAUCCGCAUUCUCGACUAAGAUCCAGUGGCUGUACACGCAAGCUACUAGGUUACAAGAGCAGAAAGGUGUGCUGAAGCGCCAAAUCAAGCAACAGCGCGAGCUGAACAGCAAAUCCGAUUCUGAAAAGGACCAACAGUUGAGUGAAAAGAUGGAAGAGUUGGACGAGGCAAGGACGCUGCUUGGUCGGGCAGAACAAGAGACAGACAAGGUUCGUGCGCAGCUCUCACAGGCCUUCGAAGACCUCGAGGACGCACAAAACGGUCGGUCUGACGAGUCGGCGGCAAUUGAGGAGGCCCGCGAGCAACUCCAAGAGCGCAACGCUAGAAUCGCAUCCCUGGAAGCCGACACCAGGGACGUUCAGACGCGCCUGGCGGCAGCGGAGGCUAACAUUGAGACCAUCACGGCACAGCUGGCAGAGGCUAACGACGCUAAAGACGCAGCCGACAAGGCGGUCGAGGACAAGCAGCAGACGAUCAAGGCCAAGGAAGAGGAGCUUGAACAGAUGACUGGCAUGGUCGCCGAGUUUAAGAUGGAGGCUACUCUUGCCAAAGCCGAGCUCGAUGGUGCCUACGGCACAAGGAAGGAGCGCGCUGCCGAGGUGGCCAAACUGCACAACAGCUCCGAGUCUGCCAAGAUGCAGAUGAGACUUGAGACCCUCGAGACAGAAUUGAAGGCCACGGCCCAGGACCUGACCGACGUGGUCAAGCAAUCGCUCGAGAGUGAGAAGAAGAUUGGUGAACUCGAAGACGAGCUCGAUAGAGUCAAGUCGGAGCGGACCAGAAUCAGGGAUGAGAAGGAGCGGAUGAAUGAGGAGGUCGAAACGCGACUGCGCGAAGCUACAGGCCAUAUCGAAGAGAGGUUGGAAGCCGAAAUUGGCAGGCUACGCAGUGAUAAGCAGAAGGUACAAGACGAGCUCGAUCACGAACGGUUACGAUCAGCCAGUGGCCCAUUGUCGCCCGGCGGCACGAGCAAGACCUCUUAUCUCACAGAAUCGUACCGGGCUGGCCUGCGAGCCGAAAGAAAGAAGUACGAGGAGCAGCUGAGAUCAGAGCAAAUGGUGCGCCGCCGACUGGAGGACGAGCUCCGGGCACUAAAACGUGCCCAAGGCCCUGGCAAGAGCCCACUCAGCCCCCUGGGAUAG
Molecule: messenger RNA, 2652 nt
Organism: Anthostomella pinea
Lineage: Eukaryota; Fungi; Ascomycota; Sordariomycetes; Xylariales; Xylariaceae
Source: the annotation of a GenBank genome assembly